Molecule: messenger RNA, 1696 nt
Organism: Cuscuta europaea
Lineage: Eukaryota; Viridiplantae; Streptophyta; Magnoliopsida; Solanales; Convolvulaceae
Source: the annotation of a GenBank genome assembly
GCCAGACAACUAAUAUGCCUUGCCAGACAUCUCAAUAUCAUCACAGAGCAAUCUAAAUAUACACAACUACUUCACAAUUUCACCAGAAAGACAACUAUCUUCACAUUACAGACAAAUCAAAUGGAAUGCCAGACAACUCUUUUCACUUCACAGACAACUAAAAACCAAUUUUCAACAAACAAAAAUACAACAAAAAAACUAUGAGAGCAUUCAACUUCGAGAAUCUUCAAACACAGGCAACUCUUUCCAAGUUGAGCAGCAAAUGGGGCAAAUCAGGCUGCCUUGUUUCUUCACAUGUGCAGCAGCUCUUUCCAGACAGACAUCUUAUGUAAGAUUCCACCAAUUGUGAAACUAUGCUCAGCUAGACAGACGUUGCAAUUCAAAUUUGUCUGUCAGACAGACAACUGUUUUUCAUGUGGAGUUGGACAAAAUAAUACCAAAAAUGAGGAAAAAAGACCAUGGCGUGCGAGGGCUCAGCUGCUCCAGCCGCUAGCUCCUCUUUCCGUCCAGUCGCCGCUCGCUCCCCUCUUUUCACUAGAUUUUGAAGCUAACAGAUCUGAACCAAAGCUAACAGAUCUGAACCAUCACAUGUAUGUUUCGAAGUUAUGUUCGCUGGAAUUUGAAAGUUUUGAACUGAAAUUACAAGUUGGUGCAGAAGGUGUGGAAGGUUUUUAAAUCUGAUCGGUACUGAAAUUACUGGGACGGCGGUCAGGUGUCGCCGGAGAAGAUGACCGGCUUGCCACCGGACCUGCUUGGGUAUUCGCCGGAACCAAGCAGGGGGCUUAACUGAGGGAAAUGAAAGGGAGAUGAAAGGGAGAAGGGCUGGCUGGAAAAGAGAGAUGAGGGGGAAGGAAGAUGAGGAAGUGGGAGUAAAUUUUUGGGAGGGUAUUUAUAUGGGGUAGGAAAUGGGGUAAUUAUGAGGUACCUAUAACAAAAUUGUUUUUAAUAAUAAUCUUAACGAGGCGGCAACCCAUCAUGGAUCCCUGUCCUUUCGUGCGAAUCAACAUCGGGAACUUAGCGUUGAAGUUUCCGUCCCAAUCAAAACCGCCCGGCGGAUUCUUGCUACUGUAAAUUCAAGCUCUGCGGUGGCGGGUUCGCCACUCAGUUCUCGACGCUGCCCGUAAUCCAUGGAGAAACCGACGCCGCUGUGGAGAGCCGGAUUCACACGUGCUAUACCCUGAAAAAUCCGAUCUUGAAAAGCUGAACGGGAAGGGGAGAACCACUUGCAGUUUGAAAAUCGUCGUUUUCGCCGAAAGGGGUGCGGUAGGGUGCGCGCUUUUGAAGGGCGCGAAGCGAUUGGGCGGCGCCGUCGUGAAUUUGGAUUUGAAGAUGAUUGCGUCGGCGGUUAGCCGCAGAGGCGUUCUGUUCCAGAACGGGUGGGUGGCGAUUGGCGGUUCUACGGCCGCCCAGCUUCACAUUAAUGUACAGUCGGAGCCCGACCCGAGAUUUGUUUUCCAGUUUGACGGAGAACCCGAAUGUAGUCCCCAAGUCUUUGAGGUCAACGGGAAUGUGAAACAGCCCGUUUUCUCUUGCAAGUUCGGCCUCAGAAGCGGCGGAGAUUGGAACUUGAGAUACAGAUCUUCACUUUCAGAACAGAGCACUUCAACGAGCUGCUUUAGUGGUUCAGGGGAGUGGGAAAAGGGUGGUCAAUCACCGGUGGAUGGCACAACCACAAGGGCUACACGGCUUGUCCAUU